This is a messenger RNA of Symbiodinium sp. CCMP2456, 903 nucleotides long. Lineage: Eukaryota; Dinophyceae; Suessiales; Symbiodiniaceae. The record is from the annotation of a GenBank genome assembly.
GCAGAAGAGCUGGAGGCACUGCUCGAGACGUGGGACUCACGGGCUUGCCCCUACCAGCAGCUGGCUCAAGUCAGCCGCAUCAGGUCACUGCAGGGGGCCAUAUACCAGGGAAGCGUGCUGGUGGAGGCGAGGCAAACCUCACAACAACAGAGGCUUUUUAUGCCAACAGUCGCAGCCUGGCAUGCGGCCUCCUGGUUCGCGAACUCGUUUAACCCAAUAGAGUCCUUUCCUAGGGUCGCCAAGCUUCAGCACAUGAUGGGCGAAGCGUAUCGUGUCAAGUGCGCAGCGAUUGAAAGCGACAACGUAACACACAUGAAGCAAGCUGCGUCGUAUUUCACGGAGGUUACAGGCGCUCUUGGUGCUAUGCUAGCUAUUGUGAAAGGGCAUGAGAAGCUUCCACAGGCUCUCAAAACAAGCUGUGGAAGCUUCCUGGAUAUAGGCUUUAACGACUCACUGGCACAGGAUCCCGCCCUUGCAACAGCAGACAAGGACGAGGCACAACAAAAGCUCGAAAGUUUUCUGCGGGAAGCUCGAGAGCUGGGCAUCAAUCACUGCGGCACGUCGCCUUUCCUGGUCAUCAUGGCUCCCGCCAACUGCAUGGCCCUUGACUUUGUCAUCUUCCGCCGGGAAAAUGGAAGUUUAGUCGCCGUCCAAGUCAAGUCCAACACUCUGCUCAACCAAAAGGAUGUCGAAGAGCAGUCGAAGAAGCUGCACAAAGCAGCAGAAACGGUGAGGCAACGGAACGUGGAGUUUUUGGCGGUGCUUGGCUCCAAUUUUCCCAAAGGCUUCAUCGACGACCUAUUUUCGUUGCAGCAAGAAGACUUGGUGGCCCUCAUCCCACCCUUCCUGCGCCAUCUCUCAGGUCUUGCUGCUGGAGUACCAGGCCCUGACAGCGCCGAGUGA